Molecule: messenger RNA, 1644 nt
Organism: Papaver somniferum (opium poppy)
Lineage: Eukaryota; Viridiplantae; Streptophyta; Magnoliopsida; Ranunculales; Papaveraceae
Exons: 6
Coding region: 532-1488 (318 amino acids)
Source: RefSeq, a predicted model, not a curated record
AACAAAACAAGGGAACAAGAGAUGAAGGUGUCAGCCUAUUCCCAAAGCAGUCGCCCCAGGUGAACAUAAACGAUAAGAUGCACCACUUACACAUUGACAGUGACCAGACUCUGGACAAAGAAAAGGCUGAAGAGGAAACCGUAGAGUUGGCAAACCAGAUUAAGAGUGGCAAGUCCUUGGACAAAGAAGAGGCUGAGGAGGAACUAGAAGAGUUCACUAGCCAGAUGAGCACAUUCCUCUGGAUUUUACUUAUAGGUUGUAACGAGAUGCUGUAGAUAUUGCUUCAAAGGCUGGUGUCUUUUUGGUGCAUUGCAGUUUCUUCGCCAUCAAUAAGCCAACACUUAAUUAACUUAAGCUUCCCAUUUUCAACAGUUAUCCUCAGACCCUAAAGGUCAUAUCAUUUCCACAAAAGGAUAUGAUGAAGAUAAUACUGACGGUGUUGCUAUUCUGAAAGAACGGAAGACCAGUGACAAUAUUCAAGUUGAAAAGGAAGAUGUUUUCAUUGAUUUGGAGGAUGAGGCGGAGGAGAAGAUGCUCAUGUCCGAGGAAGGAAACAAGAGUAAAAGAGCCAAGGUUUCUUCGCAUAUCAACAUGCCUACUGAGAUGGUGUCAGAAACUACUGCUAAGAGCUUGGACAAAGAUGGGGCUCAAGAGGAAAAGGUAGAGCUCACCAACCAGGUUCUUGAAGAGAUCGACAUAGAUACUGUUCCACAGUUAUCACCAGUUCGAAGAGUUGGGGCUGCAACCAAGAUAUUGAAUGAGGGAGUAGAUGUGGCAAGGAAGCAUAAAGAAGCUUCAAAGACCGAUUUCCUUUUGGAUCUCUUGCUAAAUACUAUAUGGGAGAAAGGUGAAAUGCUUCAUCAGGAAGACGAGGCUUCUCAAAAAGAAACUGAUCUUAGUGAGGCUGAGACAGUGAUUCAAUAUAAAUUCUCUUAUGGUGUUGAGAAACCUGUGGCGAAGGAGAAGUCAGAUUAUGAGGAAGAAAUGGAUCAGCUGUGGGGUGAGAUGGAGAAAGAAAUGGCCCAGCUGUGGGGUGUGAUUGACUUUGCACUGAGACCUUCCGAGGGUUGUGCCUCUGCUCCUUACAGUAUGGAAGGGAGUCUGGUCACACCUUGUGAACCUGUGGUAAGCAUUUUAGAACAACAUGAGAUACGGGUAGUAUAUUUUCCUGCUACUGAAGACGAUGGUGAAGAGAUAAGAAUCCUUCCAAUGAUGGACAUUAGCGAGGCUACCCUAAAGACAGAGUGCAUGACAACUCAUAAUCUUGGCUCUGGUGUUUUAUUGAUUAACAAUGCAGGUAACAAGUCUUUCAACAACCCUUUGGGAGAAGACACAUACGAAGAUAGAGUGGCAUCACAAAUGGCAUGUAAUAAUCUACUAGGCAUCUUAAGCAACUGCCAGGAAGAUGAUCUAAGAAGCAUCAUUGGGGGUAUUAUAGAUGAAAAGAGGAACGGAAAUUUGGAAAAUGAUAAAAGGAAUAAAAAGUAAGAUAGAAAGAGAAGUAGCUAGAAUUACAUGGAAUGGUGAGAAUAGUGAUCCAAAUUUAGGAAGGGGGAAAAGGAAAAAAGUGACAAAGAAGUGGUAGUCUAAGGCUGUGUGAGGUAUAAGAUUAAUCUUUUUGCAUGUAAUAGAGGGUAGUUCGAU